Drosophila serrata is the source of this 2392-nucleotide messenger RNA. RefSeq names its product phosphorylase kinase gamma (gene PhKgamma). The record is from RefSeq and is a predicted model, not a curated record. Gene Ontology annotation, cellular component: phosphorylase kinase complex. NCBI's taxonomy places the organism in Eukaryota, Metazoa, Arthropoda, Insecta, Diptera, Drosophilidae. Gene Ontology annotation, molecular function: calmodulin binding; phosphorylase kinase activity; ATP binding. Gene Ontology annotation, biological process: glycogen metabolic process; protein phosphorylation.
GUCACACUGCUAACAGUUUUGUGAUUGUGUCAAAAAUACAGGGGUUUUUGUUGCAUUUGCAAUUUAAUCCGAUAAUAUAAAGUGUGGAGUUAUGCGAGAGACGGCGUUGCAAGCGACCAGCCACCAGAGCGGCCACACGUUUGGCAUUCGUUAUUAAUUAAAUCAGCUGCGGCAUCGGAAUCGGAAUAGGAGCAGUGACGAGAGAGAGAGAAAGAAAGAGCGCGCGAGAGCGGCGCCAAUAGUGUGCCGUCGUCUUCCCAUUUCCACUUCAAAUUUCAAUUCCAAUUCCAAUUCAAAAAAAUCCACCGUCGAGCAGCGGGCGGGCAGCCACGAAAGUUAACUUAACCGAUACAGGCCACAUCAAACCGGAGCACCAGCACCGCGGCAGCAGCAACAGCAACAGCAGCAGCAGCGGCGGCGUCACUUGAUAUUGGCCUCUCUUUGCUUGGAAGCCGAUCGCAGUAACCGGCAACAUUUCACUGGAUCUAAUGGCCAAGGACGAGGAGGAUGAUCUGCUGCCCGAUAAGGAUGCCGCCAAGGGCUUCUACGCCAAGUAUGAGCCCAAGGAGAUAUUGGGCAGGGGCAUCAGCUCGACCGUGCGCCGGUGCAUCGAGAAGGAGACGGGCAAGGAGUUCGCCGCCAAGAUCAUCGACCUGGGCGCCACCACGGAAGCGGGCGAGACGAAUCCAUAUCAUAUGCUCGAAGCAACCAGACAAGAAAUCUCAAUACUGCGCCAGGUCAUGGGCCAUCCCUACAUAAUUGAUCUGCAGGACGUGUUUGAGUCAGAUGCAUUUGUUUUCCUGGUAUUUGAGCUCUGUCCUAAAGGCGAGCUCUUUGACUAUCUGACCUCUGUGGUGACGCUGUCAGAGAAGAAGACACGCACUAUUAUGCGCCAGAUCUUCGAGGGCGUCGAGUAUAUCCACGCCAAGAAUAUCGUUCAUCGCGACCUUAAGCCCGAGAACAUCUUGCUCGACGAGAAUCACAAUGUAAAGAUCACGGACUUUGGCUUCGCCAGGCAGCUGCAGGAAGGCGAGAAACUUACAGAUCUGUGCGGAACGCCGGGCUACUUGGCGCCGGAGACACUCAAGUGUAACAUGUUCGAGGGAUCGCCUGGCUACUCCCAGGAAGUUGAUAUAUGGGCCUGCGGCGUUAUUAUGUUCACGCUGCUUGUCGGCUGUCCACCCUUCUGGCACCGCAAGCAGAUGGUCAUGCUGCGGAAUAUCAUGGAGGGCAAGUACAGCUUCACCUCGCCCGAGUGGGCAGAUAUUUCAGAGGAUCCCAAGGAUCUGAUACGCAAAUGUCUAGUCGUUGAUCCUGCGCAACGUAUCACCGUCAAGGAAGUAUUAAGACAUCCAUUCUUCAACCAAAUGCUGUUCGAGCAGAACAUUGAUGGCCUCAAGCGCAGCCUGUCGACCAAGUCCCGGCGUAUGAGUCGCAUCACUGAGAUCGCACUGCUGCGGAAACAGAGUCGCUUCAAUGCGCGCAAAAAGUUCCAAUUUGCCAUACUCGUGAUACGGGCCGUCAUCCGGAUACGGCGCCUGCGCUACACCGCCGAGCCGCUGCACGUUGAGGAGGCUAUCCGGGAUCCGUAUCGCGUCAAGGUUCUACGCAAGGUCAUCGAUGGCUGUGCCUUCCGUGUCUAUGGACAUUGGGUGAAGAAGGGCGAGGGCCAGAAUCGUGCCGCCCUCUUCGAGAAUACUCCGCGCACCGAGCUCCACGCGCUCUACAUCAAUAAUCUCAGCCGAUAGGAGGCGGGAGCCGGUGGCCUGGUCGCUGAGGAGCAGCCCAACCAGUACACCAGACAAGGACACCUAAAAUGAAGGAGGAAAUAAAACGAAUUAGCAAAAGUUACUAAAGAAGCACACACAAAACAGGAAAUUGCAAUUGCUGCUGUGUCCCACAAAGACGAAUAGAAAGAAGAAGGAGAGACACCAAAAAGGAUUCGGGACUCCAACUAGGAGGGAUUCGACUCGUUCUGGGUGUGUUAAACCCAGGCCAGGAUCAAAAACAUACUAUACAUUUAUAGACAUAUGUUUAGAGGUUCUCCCCACGCCUCAGAUUUGUCCUUGUGAUUUCGUUUAGACCUUUUACUUCUUUCGAAAUAAUCUUCAGAUUUAUUAUUUUUUUGUUUUUUUUUAUGAUGCAAGCUUAUCGCUCAUCAAUUAUAUACAUAAAUACAUAUUAUACAUAUAGAGAGCUAUGUAUUACCCAAAUGAGGCCAGAACGAGCCGAAUCCGUAUCCGAAUCCGAGUCCGAAUUAGCCAAGGCACUAAACAGAUCCCACUUGGCCCACUAUCCAAGCCCAACUACACCCACACGAGCAAGCCUACAUGCAUAUGUAUUUUCUGUUAAUGAUUCUAUUAAAUUAUUUAAUUGUAUAGCUAAGCGUUUA